Physella acuta is the source of this 3434-nucleotide messenger RNA. RefSeq names its product dual specificity protein phosphatase 12-like. NCBI's taxonomy places the organism in Eukaryota, Metazoa, Mollusca, Gastropoda, Physidae. Gene Ontology annotation, molecular function: protein tyrosine/serine/threonine phosphatase activity. Gene Ontology annotation, cellular component: nucleus. Gene Ontology annotation, biological process: protein dephosphorylation. The record is from RefSeq and is a predicted model, not a curated record.
AAAGCAACGAAAGUUAACGCAAGAGCCCACUCAAAUUACCGAAAAAGCAUGUCAAGCCAGAGAGGUAGUAAACAAAACUGUUCAGCGAUAAAUUAAAAAUAUGUUUCAAAUGAUGACAUGUAAAGUUCAGAUUCUUUUGUAAUAUCAAAGAAAUUUCAUAUGAAGCGUGUGUAAAGUAAAUAUUGAAACAAGUGACCAUGGAGACAUCAGAUGGAAUCAUAGAUGGUCUGUACUUGGGAGGAGUAAUGGCAGCAUUGAAUGAGCGGGACCUCCAAGAGAGAAAUAUAACUCACAUUCUGUCAGUUGACGAGAAACCUCUGCCAGAUAUUUUGACCAACAAGUUCACCUACAAGCAUGUUUUUGCGUUGGACCUGUAUGACUUUGAUAUGCUUGACUUGAUCCCUGAAUGUUUUACCUUUAUAGACCAAGCUCGGGAGAGUGGCUGUUCUGUCCUAGUUCAUUGUCAAGCAGGUAUAUCACGGAGCGCAACUAUUGUCAUUGCAUACCUGAUGCAAAAAUACCAGAAGACAAAAGACCAGGCAAUAGGGGAGGUCACUGAGUUCAGGAAAUUAAUCAGACCAAAUGAUGGGUUUCAAGAGCAGCUCCAGUUGUUUGAAAACAUGGGGUGUAGAAUUGACAAGACACACAGUGAAUACAGGGCCUACCAGCUCAACAAACUGGCAGUCAAGUUCAAAUGUGGCCAGUUUUUGCAAGGGGAGAGUGAAAUACCUGCUGAAGUUUAUGUGCAGCCUGACUAUUCAGCCAAGGGAAAUAUAGCUUAUUAUAAAUGUAGAAAGUGUAGAAUGUUUCUGUUUCACGAUGGUGCACUUACAAAUCACAACAUUGGUCAAGGAGAGUCUGCAUUUGAUUGGAGGAGCAAGGUGCCAACCAAUAAAAGACUUUUAAAUUCAGCACAGAAUGAUGCUGUAUGUCAAAGGUCAUUGUUUGUUGACCCUUUGACAUGGAUGAAGGGAAAAAUAAAUGUGGUUCAAGGGAAGUUGCAUUGUCCCAAAUGUGAUAUAAAGAUAGGAUCCUAUGUCUGGUAUGGGGAAAAAUGUCCAUGUGGAGCAUGGGUGGCCCCUGCCUUCCAUAUCAACAGUGGCAAGGUGGAUAAAAUACCCUCCCAGCCAGUCAUGCCCCACACACACACUCCGGCUGUCGUGGCCCCGGCUGUGGUUGCACCUGAACAACCCCACCUGAUCGGAGCUGUGGCAGCCUUCCCCGUGGGAACCAGGUCCAGCGGCCGGCAGCUGGGCCACAACCCGCUUCCAGAACGGCCAACCGCUGCGUCGAGGCUGUCGUCUGCCCAGCCUGUAGCAGCAGUACAGCCCAGGAUGUCCCCUUCUUACAUCUCACCACAGGCUCAUUCGUCUACUGCAAGUUCCUUAACAACUGUCCAGUCGAUGGAUUUUGAAAUGGGCAUGGCAGAUGGUGGGGACCAGGUCAGCCAGCCCCAUGUGAGACGAGACAACAGAGAUCUAGAGAGUGGAAUCAACAGUAUUCACAUGGAUGUAGAUACUGCAUAGUUAACCAAUAUUGUUCCAUGUUGCCUUGAUCAGAGUUUUAAAUUUGCAUUUAACAGUUUUUAAAUCAAAUGCAUGUCUGGUUUUUUGUAUUGUUAAAGCUGACUUUGUACAAGAGACUAAAAAGAGAAGAAAUUAACAUACAUAAGAGACUUUAACUAUAAUUUUUAAAUAAUGGAAACUUUACAAUGUCAAUGUUUUGGUCCAUAAAACAAAACUAUUUGCUUUAAAAUGAUUAAAAAUAUAAAAGCUUGUAUAUUUUAAUAUUACUAGAUUCUGUAAGAUUUUUUUUGUGAAGUAAUUUUUUUUUACCAACUUUCUAUCAAAAACUAUUUUAUGUGAUAAGGUCAUACUUGUUCAUCUUUAGGUUUUGAUGAUGUAAAAUUUUACCUUCAGUAAACCCGGUACAAUGUUUUUUUUUUCUGACUGAAUAACCAGUUUACCAGAUUACGUUCUUCCCUGCCCAUUAAACAAAUCUCCUAUGUAACUGCACUGUAUGUAUGUACAUACCCUCUGCUAAAAGGAAAGCACUCAUUUCAUUAUUAUUUUAAAAUGUUUUACUAUAAAUCAAACUUGCAGUUUUUUAAAACUGCAGUUAAAGUGUAAUUGAAAUUCCAGGUUUAUAAGACUGUUUUCAUAAUUUUAGAUUUUAUUUUAGCAACCCCAAAAUUUAACACAUUGUGUUUUUUUUUAAUAACUAUCACAGGAAUAAAUCCUCAUACUAUUGUAGUAAUUAUUACAAAUGUAAUUUGACUUUGGGCAUAUCCUUGUACCACACUUGGUAUAAAUAUCACAUACUAAAAUGUGCCAUUCCUCAUAUUUUUUCACAUGUGAUGUUGAAAGGCGCUCAACUCACUAUUCAAAACUAAUUAUUAUAUAUCUUGACCACCUUAAUUAAACCCUGUUACUAUUGACCAAAGACUGGCCAACGAAUUAAAGAAGGCAGUUAACAAACAAGACUGUUUCUUGUAGGUCAGUACUCAAGUUUAAGAUAACUUGUCUUGUUACAAAUGUAUCUAUUUUUUGCCAAUUAAAUGAAAUAAGUUUUGUUUCUUUGCCAAGCAAAUGAAAUAAGUUUUGUUUCUUUGCCAAUCAAAUGAAAUAAGUUUUGUUUCUUUGCCAAUCAAAUGAAAUAAGUUUUGUUUCUUUGCCAAUCAAAUGAAAUAAGUUUUGUUUCUUUGCCAAGCAAAUGAAAUAAGUUUUGUUUCUUUGCCAAUCAAAUGAAAUAAGUUUUGUUUCUUUGCCAAUCAAAUGAAAUAAGUUUUGUUUCUUUGCCAAUCAAAUGAAAUGAGUUUUUUUCCUAUGCAUUUUGUUUUCAAUGUAAUUUCAUUACAUGCUUAACGUAGUGAAAGACAACAAACUGGUUGUUUUAAUAUUAUUUGGCUGUUGUAUGUUGCCAUUUAAAAGUGGAGCCAUGUAUGAAGAAGUUAUUAAUAAUACUUUAAUAACCUUUGUAAAAAAAAUAUUAUAUAUGAUAAUAUAAAGUUUACAGUUAAUAAUGGCAUUAUACCUAUUAUGUUGGAUGAAUAUCAUAUAAUCCUACUGAUUUGUUUAGUCUGCUUUAUUUGCAGUGUCAUUUAUGUUUGAAACAUGCUCUUUGUUACACAUAAGACAUGUUCAGAUAUGAAUCGCUGUGCAAACAUGGUUGUAUUUUUGUGACAGAAACAUGGUUGUAUUUUUGUGACCAGUUAAACCUGCUUGUUUGAAAAAGGUAUCAUUGCUUUUUGUUUUUUCCCCACUUGUGUUUACAAAAUACCUUAGGGAAAAUAAUCUGUAAAUAUAACAAUUGCUAACAUAAUUAAACUCAAUGAAUUUUGUUAUCAUCACAGGUUGUUUUGUUCCCUCGUGUUUACAAAAUACUUGAAGUAAAAUAAAUUGGAUAUAAAGAUUAACGUAAUUAAACUCAAUGAA